GCUGAUGAUGAGUCGCGCGUAUGUAUUGCUAUGGUAACACGGAACAUACGGAACGUGGAAUAGCGAUUCGGUUGUUUCUUUAUCUCAUAGAUUCAGCUGCGAGCGUCAGCUGUUCAAUAUGGAAUAGGGGGUACAGUCACUUGUAGGAAUCGUUCGAAGUCGAACUACUUGGUCGUUGGUCCCUAUAAUAUAAACGUGCGCGUGCGUGUGUGUUUGUGUAAGAGAAAGAAGCAGUGAGUUGAGAGUGAGAGUGAAGGAAGGGAGGAAAGAGGAGAGGAGUGGGAAGGAGAGAAAGCGAGAAGAAGAGAGAGCGAAAGCGUGAGGGAGGCAGAAAAGCGAAUCAAGGAGAGUAAGCAGACGGAGAGGAGCAAUCGUACGAGCACCAUACGUGCGAUUUAUGCAAAAUCUCGCGCGCAACGUGGAUGUAUUGACGCAAGGAUUAAAAUACGGCAUAUCUGGCCUCAUGAACCUCACAAAUCAGACUGCCGAUCCUCCAAGUGGUGUUUUCUUUGUUAAUUUUAAUCAGGACUGCACAUCUUUAGCAGUAGGAUCAAAGGCAGGGUAUAAACUCUUUUCUCUCAGCUCCUUCGAUCAACUCGAGAAAAUAUAUGAAAAUGAUACAGAGGAUAUUUGUAUCGUUGAAAGAUUAUUCAGCAGCAGUCUUGUUGCAGUUGUUAGUUUAUCAUCUCCCCGUAAACUUAAAGUGUGUCACUUUAGAAAAGGAACAGAAAUUUGCAAUUACAGUUAUUCUAAUACCAUUUUGGCUGUGAAACUUAAUAGAGCGAGAUUGGUAGUAUGUUUGGAAGAGUCAUUAUACAUUCAUAAUAUAAGAGACAUGAAAGUAUUACAUACAAUACGUGAUACACCACCAAAUCUUGCAGGACUCUGUACACUUUCAAUAAACAGUGACAAUUGUUAUCUAGCCUACCCAGGUUCAAAUACAAUUGGAGAAGUUCAGAUAUUUGAUGCUAUUAAUCUUCAAGCUAAAACAAUGAUACCUGCACAUGAUAGUCCUCUUGCUGCUCUUGCAUUCAGUCCCAAUGGCACCAAAGUUGCUACUGCCUCUGAGAAAGGGACUGUAAUUAGAGUUUUUCAUGUAAAUGACGGAACAAAAUUAUUUGAAUUUCGUCGUGGAGUUAAAAGAUGUGUGUCCAUUAGCAGUCUGGCCUUUAGUAUGGAUUCUAUGUUCCUUUGUUGCUCUAGUAAUACCGAAACUGUACACAUUUUCAAAUUAGAAGAACCAAAAGAAGCGCCUCGACAAGCUCAAGCAGAAGAAUCACAAAGCUGGAUGGGCUAUUUAACAAAGGCUGUAUCUGCAUCAGCGAAUUAUUUGCCUUCGCAAGUAACAGAUGUUUUUAAUCAAGGACGUGCAUUUGCUAGCGUUCAUUUACCAUUUUACGGUUUAAAAAAUAUUUGUGCCAUUACUGUGACACAUAAGGUACCAAAGCUAUUGGUAGCUAGUGCCGAUGGUUAUUUGUAUGUAUACAAUUUGGAUAUAACAGAGGGAGGAAAUUGUACACUUUUAAAACAACAUAGGUUAGAUGGUAAACAAGAUGAAGUAGAUUGUGCUACUGUUUCUUCAACUGGUUCUGGCUCUGGAGAAGCACAAGCAACAGCUACAGCAUCUGUACAAACAGUACAAAAUUCAGCCUGCAUAAAUAGCUACGCGGGUGCGUUACGUGGUCGUUCGCCAGACUCCAUGUCAGGUACUGAAUCAGAGAAAUAUUAUGAGAUGAUAGCAGCAGCCGAAAGUCCACCAAAAAGUAGAGGACCAUUCCGACUGGAUGAUGAUACAGAAUUUCCUCCUGUUACACAAAGGACAGAUUGAAGAAAAUAAUUAAGGCAUAUCAUAGGAAUUAUGUCAAGAUUUAGAAUAUAUAGUGGUGAUUGGAAAACGUGGAGAGCAUAUUAAAGUGCAGAUUGUUCAGAAUUUAAGAACAUGUUUCACACUUCGGCUUCAGUAAGAUCAACAAUUAGGUGACAUUACCAAGAAUGUUGCACAUUUAAUAUAUAAGGGAAUUGAUAAAAGCAAAUCUUUUUACAUGAUCAACUAUUUGUUCUUAAUAAACCAACAUAAUUUUUUCAGUAAUAUUACCGUACAACCGAAUUAAAAAUUUAUGCGAUAUCUUUUCACUAUAUAUUAGAAAGCAUGUAAGUAGUUAUAGAAGAUAUAGUAAUUCAAUUGAGGUUGUUAAUUAUACUAUUUUGAAAAAAAUAUGUAAGUACUAUCAUCAGUAUUUGGUAAGAAUGUUUUCGUAAAUUUACAUGAAAUAAUAUUUAGAUGAUAAACUAUUUUUACCAAAUAUAAAUGUUUGUGUUAAAAUAAGGUAUAAAAAUAAGUGCAAUUUAUUUGCAAAUAUCAAUCAGAAAUUAAAAUAUAUUAAAUUAUCAUUAAUAAUUAUCUAAUAAGGGUCAUUUUAUAAUUUACUAGAGCUAAGUUGAUUUAUUUUGGAGAUAAAAUUUAUUUUUUUCAUAGCUCUCUUGGGAAUCGGUAAUAAAGUUAUGGGAAUACUAUUAUAUUUUACCAAAAACUAAUUGUAUUGGUCUUUAAUUAUGUGUUGUUUGUGUAACAUUCUGCUGUGUUUAUAAGUAUAUAUACUUAUAUUAAAUAUUACUCAUGUAUUUUCUUGGAUUGCUGCAUUUUUAGUUUUAGUAUUGUUGUUCGUGUCUGAUGAUCAAUUAUUGGAGCUUUUUUUUUUAAUAGAAGAAUAAAAAACACAAAAAUUACACUUGAAAAGUUUCAAAAAUAUGUUAUCCUUUGUAAAUUUUUAAGUAAUAUGAAAUUUUUCAAGAAAAAUCAUAACUUUCAAUGAAAAUGUGAAAUAAUUAUAAAUGAUUCUUCAUAAAUAUUUGAUAAAAAGUUUAGACUUUCUAUAGCAUUUUUUUUAGAAUUCCAGACAAAUUUUAUUUCUAUGUACUUCUCUCCAUAUUAAAAAAUUGACAGUUUAUGUGUAAGAAAUAUUAAUCUAUAUCAAUUUUAAUUUGUCAUUUGUCAGCAAAAGACAAAUUUGAAAACAAUAUAUAUAUGAUAAUCAGAUUUUUUGAAAAUUAGAAAUUCAGUUUGUUUAUAAUCUUACAUUUUGUUUUUGCCAAUCAUUAAUGUAACACUGUUCAUCUCUUAAUAUGGAACAAAGAUGUAUAUUAUAUUGUAAGUUUUAUUUAUGUAAUAAUCUUUGUAUCAUUUAAAUUCUUUCAUAUUUUAUUUUUCUUUAAGUAUCUGCCCCUUGCUUUGGGCAUUGCAAUAUGGUGACUAUAAAAUAAGUUCUUGAUUUAUUUAUGUAUAAUUAUGUAGAGACUGUAGAUGAUCUAGUUUUUGAAGUUAUACUUACAAGAAUUGUACUUUUAUAUUAUGAAUAACUUUUCUACUCAUAAUUGGUGCCAAGAUAUAAUUUCUUUUUAAUCAAUACUUAUAUUGGUAAAUAUAACUUGUCUGUUUAUAUAAUAUUAGGACAGAGCACCAUUGUAUGUAUUUUGUCAUAACACUUUUUUGCGUAUAAAAUAAUUUGAGAACUAUGUAACUUCUAAAUUAUACUAGUAAGUUCUCUUUUGAAUGAAAGGCACUUGGUGCAACAAUUACCCAUUAAAUUAUAUUUCAAUGAUGUGUCUUUUUUGCUAUUUUGUACUAACGAGUCUUGUUUAGAGAAUAGUUAUACUUUUAUAAAAAUAAAUAAAGAUGCUAAUAUCUGAUGUACAUAUAUUCAUGUUAAAGCUUGAACGUUUAAAAUAUUACUUCUAAUAUUUCUUAUUAA
Messenger RNA from Vespula vulgaris, 3749 nucleotides. RefSeq names its product WD repeat domain phosphoinositide-interacting protein 2 (gene Atg18a). NCBI's taxonomy places the organism in Eukaryota, Metazoa, Arthropoda, Insecta, Hymenoptera, Vespidae. The coding region runs from base 398 to 1828 and encodes 476 amino acids. Gene Ontology annotation, cellular component: extrinsic component of membrane; cytosol; phagophore assembly site membrane. Gene Ontology annotation, molecular function: phosphatidylinositol-3-phosphate binding; protein binding; phosphatidylinositol-3,5-bisphosphate binding. Gene Ontology annotation, biological process: protein localization to phagophore assembly site; protein lipidation; autophagy of mitochondrion. The transcript is spliced from 11 exons. The record is from RefSeq and is a predicted model, not a curated record.